Molecule: messenger RNA, 4792 nt
Organism: Carcharodon carcharias (great white shark)
Lineage: Eukaryota; Metazoa; Chordata; Chondrichthyes; Lamniformes; Lamnidae
Gene: pigg
Product: phosphatidylinositol glycan anchor biosynthesis class G
Exons: 13
Coding region: 27-2996 (989 amino acids)
Biological process (GO): GPI anchor biosynthetic process
Cellular component (GO): endoplasmic reticulum membrane
Source: RefSeq, a predicted model, not a curated record
AGUCCGGCUGGACCGGCACUGGGACGAUGAGGCUCCGAUCUUCGCUGUUUGCCUGCUGCGGCAUCUUGGUGCUGCUCUUCGGGAUGGCCGUCUUUUUGCGAGGCUUCUUCCCCGCCCCUGUGAAGUCAUUCGGCUCUGCGAAAGCCAAGCUGUCGGAGAUCCCGGAGGAGCCAGUGCAAGGUCUUACAUCAAAUUGGACAAAGCCGCCAUCUCCAUUGUUUGGAAGGGUUGUUAUUAUGUUGGUGGAUGCUUUGAGAGAAGAUUUUGUGUUUGGACCAAAAGGAAGACAAUUCAUGCCAUAUACACGACAUCUGGUUGAACGAGGUUCCUCACACAGCUUUAUUGCUAAAGCCUGGCCGCCUACAGUCACAAUGCCCAGAAUUAAGGCAAUGAUGACUGGCAGAAUUCCUGGAUUUAUUGAUGUCAUCAUGAACCUAAAUUCUCCUACCUUGCUGGAAGAUAAUCUGAUCUGGCAGGCAAAAUUUGCUGGUAAAAGAAUCUUAUUCUAUGGUGAUGACACUUGGAUUCGACUGUUUCCCAAUCACUUUAUAGAGUAUGAUGGGACUACCUCUUUCUUUGUGUCUGAUUAUACUGAGGUGGAUGAAAAUGUAACAAGGCACUUGGACACGAUAUUAAAAAGAAAUGACUGGGAUUUAUUAAUCUUACAUUACCUUGGAUUAGAUCAUAUUGGCCAUCUGGCUGGACCAAAUAGUCACCUGAUUGGACCAAAGCUUAGUGAAAUGGAUAAUAUUGUUCAGAAGAUUCAUGUAGAACUACUGUCCAAGGAAGGUGAAACCUCACUGCCCAGUUUAUUGAUAUUGUGCGGGGAUCAUGGAAUGUCAGAUACAGGUAGUCAUGGAGGAUCUUCAAAUCAUGAAGUGAACACUCCAUUGGUUUUUCUCAGUCCAGCUUUCAGAAAGAAAGAUUCCUUCACUGUUUCUGAACACGUGGAGCAGACAGAUCUCACUUCCACUUUGGCAUUAGGAUUUGGUUUGCCUGUUCCACGGAACAAUUUGGGGCGUCUCAUCCUAACUGUCCUUGAGGAAAGACCUUUAAGGGAACGACUUAGGUAUUUGCAUCUUAAUGGAUACCAGCUUAGUAAGCUGGUUCAAGAGAGUAUUCCUGCGUAUGAAAAAGAUGCUGGGUACAAGCUAUUUGGAAUAGCACAAAAAUCUCAUGGUUCCUGGAUCAAACUUUACUUGGAAGGUAAUACUUCGGAGACUCUUCAAAACCUAGGAAAGAAGGUGUUGAGACAGUAUUUGGAUGCCUUGAAGCUCAUGAGUUCCUCACUUUCCAAAAUUGUGGCACAGUAUGAUAUGUACUCAAUGAUUGUGGGAACAAUUAUUGUGGUGGAGGUUAUUUUCCUUCUGAUUGUAAGUACUCCAGAGGCACUGGGUAGCACUGCUGAAUUUGAAGUACCAGUGUCAUCACCAUUCUACUCCCUCCUAUUUUAUCUGCUAUGUCUGAUGUUCGCAGCUAUUCACGUUGUUGUAUGUACAUCGAUGAAAACAUCUUGCUAUUUUUGUAAUGUAUCCUGGCUACUGGCUGCAACAGUGAUUGUACUGAUAGCUGCCUUACAGUGUGUGCUCCUUUCAACUCUUUGGAAGCGUUUUACAAAUAGGAAGCCUCAACAUAAGAGUUGUGCAACACUUGAUUCUAGCUGGUCUGAGCUAGAUCUGCUUCUAUUACUUGGGACUUUUGGACAUACUCUGAGCCUUGGUUCCAGCAGUUUUAUAGAAGAAGAACAUCAAACGUGGUACUUUCUAAUCAACACGCUUUUGUUAGUAUUCUUUCAAGAUGUCUGCAGGAAAUAUUUUGCAGCCAGUGACCCCAAAGGAAAACCAAAACAAAGCAGGAAUCCAGAAGACAUUUGUUGCAAUGAACAGCAAACCACUAUCCAUGGCUUACUCGGAACUUCCUUUUAUGACGAAAAGGAUGAUAAAUCCAAAGCUUAUGUACAAUCAGGUGGAAGCUUUGAAAAGUGGUUGGCCUUAUCGAGCCCUUGGGUCGUCCUCGUAUUUUGUCGAGUACUCCGCUGCCUGAACCAGACUGGCAUCAAAUGGGCUCACGAACCAGACUUUAGCCACUGGCUGACAAGCUCCAGUCAUAGAAUUGAACUCUCCAUACUGACGGCAAUAUUCCUCUUUCUGAUCUUUAUUUUGGUUCAGAGAACAUGUUCCUCUGUAUCCAAAGCAGCACUGGCACUGGGGUUGGUGGGAAUUUACUGCUAUCGUGCAGCAAUUGGAAAUGUAACAUUUCCAUGGAAGCCAGAUAAACAUGAUAUUUCAAAGGGAAUCACUGAAGCCCGUUUUGUUUACGUGUUUAUCCUUGGCAUCCUUUUUACGGGAGUCAAAGACCUGUUGAAAUCUGCAGUUGCUUUCCCUGACACAACGACAAACUGUAGAGGACUCUGGGAAAUGUACAAUGGUCUCGUGCUCUUGGCUGCAUUGCUUCUUCGCCCUCACAACUUGCCAGUGUUGUUGUUCAUCCUUAUGGUUCAAAUGAUUUUGACCAGAUUUAUAUGGAGGAUAUUGGAUUAUGAUGCAGCACAAAUUACCAUCAUAUAUUACUGGUUUGCCCAGGUCUCCUUUUACUUUCAGGGGAAUUCAAAUAGCAUUGCAACAGUGGAUAUAUCAGCUGGUUUUGUGGGUUUUGAGAACUAUGUGGAACUGCCAGCGGUCUUCCUUACACUGUUCAGCACUUACAUAGGCCCGUUGCUGUGGGCUGUGCACCUUAUCUGUUAUAUGAGCUCAGAAAGAAGCAGGUAUUGUUCUGCAGCAGUAGGACACAGCUGUUACUGUUUUGUUCUAUUACGAGCAAUACCAGCUUCAGCUUAUAUUAUCCUGGUUACCUCGCUGCGCUAUCAUCUAUUUGUCUGGAGUGUUUUCUCACCGAAAUUGCUCUACGAAGGCAUGCAUACACUCGUAACAGCGGCAGCCUGUGUCAUGUUCACAGCAAUGGAUCAGAAACGAAUGAUAACAAUCUUAAAAAAUUGAGCAUUGGACUGGGUUCACACUUGUCUUUGUAAAAAAUUUUCAAAAUCUGUAAUGUAACUUCCUGAAAGAAAAUAGUUGAGAUUGAUGGGAUACAUGUGAAAUUGUGUAUUAAAAAACUGUUUUAAAACUCUUAAAUGGUCCCGUGGGGUGCAGAUUUCAAGCAGGUGAAACAUAGCUUGGGCAAUAGCGAUUCAGCAGCUUGUUUUACAUUCCACUCGAUUUUCAUUUUCAAGUAAAGUGGGUUGUUGAUUCACUAUUGCCCAUUUUCUGCUACUGCCAAAGAUGAGUUACAGAAUGGUCUGCUUCUGUACAUUUGACUCAUCUAUGCAGAUAUUAUUUUUCAUAUGAGCCACAGGGUUUAAUUCCACACCUUUUUCCUUCCCACAUCCUGCAGUACACUUUUUUCAAGUAACUAUUUAAUUGAAAAAAUUAUGGACUUUGCUUCAACUGUUUUUGGCAGCAAAUUCCAAACAUUGUGUGACGAUGUUUUUUGUAAGCUUUUAAUUCAUUUGGCAGUCACCUUAGAUUUGAGCCUUUCCAUUCCCUUGAAAUUUUAAUAAGGAAAUUAUGUUGUUUGUUGCUUUUUAAGAAAUCUGUUUUCAGGAAUAUUAAUACUUCUGUUAAUUUGGGGUAGCAUACUGGUUCAUUUGAGUAAACUAGCAAUGAUGACAUGUUUAAUGAGUCACUUGUAAUUUGUCAAGUUUACAGAUUGUAUUCUACUGUUAACUGAACUUGUACAGUUUUUUUGAAGGCAUGAAUGCCAAAUUGAGUUAAUAAUAGUACAGUGAAGCUCAUCCAUGAUGUUUAUACUGUUAUUACGUGGCAAUUUAACCGGAAUCCACAUUAUAGUAAGUAAAUGACAUUGGAGAUGAUUAAGCUUGUGCAGAGUGUUGGUUCAGCCUCAUCUGCAACACUGUGUAUAAUUCUGGUAAGUAUGAGAAAGGCAUCAGAGCACAUUUUUAUUUAUUUUUUCAUGGGCUGUGGGGCAUCACUGGCAAGGCCAACAUUUGUUGCCCAUCCCUCAUUGCCCUUGAAUUUAUUGGCUUGCUAGACCAUUUCAGAGGGCAGUUUAGGGUCAGUCAUAUGUGGUCAGACCAAGCAAGGAUGGCUGAUUUCCUUGUAAGCCAGAUAAGUUUUUUUUUUUAUGACAAUAGUCUCAUAGUAAGUGAAUUUAAAUUUUGCCAGCUGCUAUGAAGGGAGUUGAACCCAUGUCCCCAGAGCAUUCACCUGGGCCUCUGAAUUUAUAGUCCAGUGGGAUUAAACAUGCAAGUUAGAAAGAGCUUUCAGAACCUAUUAGACUUGAGAAGGGAAAGAUCUUAAAGCAUAUAGACAAGAUAUAGAGUUGAAUUUUCACAGCUGUCCUCUCCAUCCGUCCACUAUUACUUCAGUGAAAGAUUGGUGGCAAGCCAACACAGUAAGAUUCUACAAGAAGGGACAUUGCCUCAAAGUAAUUACAUGUGGUGAAUGUACAGAAUGGGCUAUGAAAUGAGACAUUGUAUCAGCAAAUUUGGUGGUAUUAGAUUUGAUAAAAGUAGGAUGGAUAUAUUUUCUGGACACAAUAGCCUUGGUAAGGCUGUUGAUCCUAUGCCCAUUUAAAUAGACUGAGGAAUUUUAGUAGGUACACUAACCUUGUUUCAGGCAGUGUACAAAAAAUGGACUAGAUUUUCUGUGAAGUAUGAAUGGUGGACUUAUUAAAACAAAACAUCUUUUUUUGAAACUUCUACUUUGUGAUGCACAGAAAUUAAAUGAUCUAUUUUUCAAAGCAAGGGAAUAAAGUGACUUAUUUUCAAAAAAAA